ACAAGGAAACGCCGACAACACCAAAACGCAAAAGUUCCCCCAGCCUUUCCCACGGCUCAGUCACGCGCACCAAAUAGGCAAAUCCCCACCCCCAACAAAAAUUGUUACCCCCAAAACCAUCUCUUCUGUCUCUCUCUCGCGCCUCUUCUCUCUACCACCGUCUCGAUUAUCUCCACUUCCAACAAAAUAACAAAAGGCUCUUUUUCACUCUCUUAUUUUCUCCAUCUCUCUCGAUGCUCUAGCCACCUUCCGUCGCCGGAACUCCCCAGGGCGCGUCGCCGCCGCCGGCGAUAUCUCUGGCACCAAACUUCCUAAUCUCUCUUUAGGGUUUGUUUUACUUUGGAUGGGAUUCUGGAAUUAUCUUUGAAUUUGGAUUUAAUUACGCUAUAAAAAGGAAUAACAACGACGACGAAAACGACGGCGUCGAACGAUCUGUUAGGGUUUUAGUCUUGAUGGCCGGGAGUCGUAGAAGGGGAGGGAAUAAAGCAAAGGUUAAGAAUUUAAGUCUGGGCGAUCUUGUUCUUGCCAAAGUCAAGGGAUUCCCUCCUUGGCCUGCCAAGAUUAGCCGGCCUGAAGAUUGGGAGCGAGAACCUGACCCUAAGAAAUAUUUUGUCCAAUUCUUUGGAACACAAGAAAUAGCUUUUGUUGCUCCUGGUGAUAUUCAGGCAUUUACUAGUGAGACGAAGAGUAAACUGUCUGCGAAGUGUCAGGUUAGAACUAAGCACUUUGUCCAAGCUGUGAAGGAAAUUUGUGUGGCGUUUGAUGAAUUACACGAAGAGAAGUCCAGUGGUUUGAGAGAUGAAACUGAUAGAUCAACACCGGGCUGUGAGGCUUCAUCUGUUGAUGGGACUGAGGAUGAUGGGGCAGAGGUUGACUUAAAGAAUGGAACAGGUGCAGCUGCACCUGGCAGAGAAACCACUAGCGAGGGAAAAGGUGAUCUUGCAUCUAAUUUGGGCCACUGUUCAUGCAGAGGUGAAAUUAAUAGUGAAGAUAUAAAGCCCUCAAUUUCGGGUCAUGCGGAUGAUUGCUCUUCUCUGAUCAUGUCUUCUGAAGUGAAACAUAAAAUAUCAAAUGGUGAACAACCUAAAACAGAGGUGUUAUUUCCAUCAUCUUUAGAUGAGCCUUCUCAUAUAAAGGAGGAAUUUUCUGGUGAUAAAAUUGCAACUGCCAAUUGUACUAAGAAAACAGUGAGGGAAGAUCAGAAGUCAAAGAAGAUGGCUUCUGGGCUUAAGAAAAGAACUGAGGUUUUUGUUGAAGGACACAAAAGCAGCGGCUCUGCUGCAACAUUUUUUAAGGAUGAUAAAUCUGGUGGUUCUCUUGAUCGGCAUGAUUCCGAGGAGCAACAGAAAGAUAGAUUAAAAGGCAAAGUCUCUGGCAGCAGUAUAAGAAAAUUCUCACCAGAUGCUCUCAAAUUAGAUUCUAAUUAUACUGGUGGUAAAAAAGCAAAGGAAUUGCUGAAAACCAAAAGCAAUUUCAAGGCCACUGGUGAUGUACAGGAUGCUGUCACCAAUUCCAAAGGUGAGACUACUGGAAAAAAGAAAAGGGGUGAACCUGGAAUUGGAAAGUCUAAACUGGGAACAGAUGAAAUUUUACAUCCUGCCAAAAAGUCAAAGUUUGUAGAUAUGAAAAAUGAUGCUUCCAAGGGAUCACUUGCCAAAAAUGUGAAAAGUAAUUCUCCAAGUUCUAACAAUGUCAACGAUAAAGCUGCUAAACAAUCAGAGUUAAAAAAAUCCGCAUCUCAUGUUUUAGCAUUGAGAGCCCCAACGGCCAUUAGUUCUGAUGUUUCUGGUGAUGAAGCUGUGCUGCCUUUAUCAAAACGCCGUCGGCGGGCUCUGGAGGCUAUGUCUGAUUCUGCCUCUAUUAAUUCUACUGAUAGAAUUGGGAAAAAUCCUGUUGAAUUAAAGAAUGAAACUUCAAGUUCUAAUAAUAUGAGAGUUCCAGCUACCCAAUUGUCCAAAAGGCGGAGAGCUGUUUGCCUUUUUGAUGAUGAUGAAGAAGAAGAUCCCAAAACUCCAGUUCAUGGAGGAUCUGCCAGGAAUGUUAAGGUAACUUCAGUUGUUUCUGAUACUUCAAAGAGCAUUGAUGAAAAUCAUGUGAGUGCUCUCACUGCUCAACGUAGUGUUGGAGAUUCCACCCGAUUUGAGAAUAGUGGUCCCAAGGAGGUUUCUCCACAACUGGCAAAUGAUUUUGUGUCACCUGUUCGACCACAAACUGUUGAAAGAUCCGAACCAGAGCAGCUGUCUUCCAAGGAGGCUAAACCUGUUUUGAUUUCCCCAAGGAAGUCUCCUCAUCUGGUUUCUGCCACCAAAUCGGUUGUUGAACAGCAGAGAACUAUUAAAGCUACUGUUAAGGUUUCCAGCAAUGGAACCCAGAAAAAGGCUCUGUCUGGCUCUGUUAAGGGAUUGGGUGUAGUUACUGAUGGUUCAAAGUCUUCUCAAAAUCAGGCUUUGAGUCAAAGAAAUAGGCAAGCUUCUUCUGUAGAAAGGCUGAAAUCUACGCCAAAAGCAAUUUCACGUGCAAAUGACACCACUUUUGUUCCUGAAAGUUCAAUGGACUUGGAUGUCAUUAGAGAAGAUAGAAGCAGUUCAUUGAUUGAUUCCAAAACUCCGGAUUCUGCUAUGUCUAUGAAACAUCUUAUAGCAGCAGCUCAGGCAAAAAGGAGACAGGCUCACUCUCAGCAAUAUUCUCUUGGAAAUCCCAGUUCUGUUUUUGUGUCGAUCUCUGAUGUUCAGGGGGCAAGCCCCAGUCCUGCAGUUCAGCCUUUUCCAUCUGCAAUCAACAAUGUAAUGCAGGCUGACGUCCAGGGAUUUGCUCAUCGCACAAAUCUUGUUUCUCCAACUCUUGGUCGUCAGUCAGCUCAAAAUCAACAGGAUGCUGAAGAUAUCGAAGAGGGAAGAGCCAGUUCAGGACACAUGGCAGCUGGAGGGUCUCUCAGUGGUGGUACUGAGGCAGCUGUUGCACGAGAUGCUUUUGAAGGAAUGAUAGAGACUUUAUCAAGGACCAAAGAAAGUAUUGGACGUGCAACUCGCCUUGCUAUUGAUUGUGCCAAGUAUGGCAUUGCAAAUGAAGUUGUUGAACUUCUCAUUCGGAAGUUGGAAAGUGAGCCUAGUUUUCAUCGUAAAGUUGACCUGUUCUUUCUUGUUGAUUCAAUCACCCAAUGUUCGCAUAAUCAGAAAGGCAUUGCUGGUGCGUCAUAUAUCCCUACAGUUCAAACAGCAUUGCCCCGUCUCCUUGGUGCAGCUGCUCCACCUGGAGCAAGUGCCCGUGAAAAUCGUCGUCAGUGUCUCAAGGUUUUACGGUUGUGGCUUGAGAGGAAAAUUUUACCUGAAUCUAUUCUACGGCGUUAUAUGGACGACAUUGGAGUUUCAAAUGAUGAUACAAUUUCAGGAUUUUCCCUAAGGCGUCCAUCGCGAGCUGAGCGUGCUAUAGAUGAUCCUAUAAGAGAAAUGGAAGGGAUGCUUGUUGAUGAGUAUGGCAGCAAUGCUACGUUUCAGUUGCCUGGCUUUUUGACUUCUAAUGCAUUUGAAGAUGAAGAGGAAGAAGAUCUUUCAAGUAGUCCUUGCAGAGAAGCUGCUGAUGCAUCACCACUAGAACAAGCUCAUGCUUUAGGAGAGUCAGAAACAUGUACAGUUACUCCAAGUGACAGGCGUCAUUGCAUCUUAGAAGAUGUGGAUGGUGAGCUCGAAAUGGAAGAUGUUUCUGGACACCCAAAGGAUGACAGACCAUCAUUUACAAAUGAUAGUCUUGAAACAGACUUGCAGCACAGCAGUGAUAGGAUUAUGGAACCGGUUACAAAUAGCUCCAAUGAAUUCCCUCCUCUACCAGAGGGUUCCCCACCAUUGCCUCCAGAUUCUCCUCCUCCACCACCACCUUUGCCACCUUCACCACCCCCACCACCCCCACCUCCACCUCCAUCAUCUCCAUCACCACCCCCACCUCCUCCACCUCUACCAACACAACCACCUCCUCCCCCUGUGCCACCUUCAUGCCCUCCCCCAGCCUUUAUCCCUCAGCCACCACCACCAGUGCCAACUCAACCUUCACUGCUAUCUCAACCCAUGCUACCACCCCAGUCAUCAAUACAGUCUUCACCACAGCUGGCAUAUCAACCACCUGUACCUCAUGAAUUCCGAGGCACACCAAAUGGUAAUCAGAUAGUUCAAAUGGCUGGAAAUACUUCUCAUGGGGGCCAUAUUGAUGCUGCUAUGAAAAGUGAAUUGUUUCCGCAGCAAUCACCUUGCUUUCCAACGGGAGUCUGCAAUUCUAGAGAGCCUUCUGGAUAUAAUUCAUCAAGGCAAUUGGAAUAUGGACAUAAUGAAAUGUACUUAAAUGCCCAAUCUUCUCAACCAAGCCAGCAGUUUCAGCCUGGUAAUACAGGCUUUGUGCAAAGACCGUUACACCCUAGUCUGCCACAAACCUCAUCUAGCCAUUUCUCAUUUACAAAGCCUGCCAUGCCACCACAUCCUCAGCAUUCAUAUCCUCCGCAAUACCCACUGCCAUCACAACAUGAUGGCCGGAGGCCAUUCCUUGCUGAUGAACAGUGGAGAAUGCCCGCAGGAGAAUAUAACACUGAUAAUCAGCGUGGUGGGUGGAUAGCGGGAAGAAAUCCAUCACCUGCUGGUCCAUUGUUUGUCCAGGAAGGUUACUUUAGACCACCUGUUGAAAGACCACCCUCGAAUAAUAUGGGUUUUCCAAUUACUUCCACCAAUAAUUUACCAGCUGGAGCUCCAAAUUCAGGUCAUGGUGUUUCGCAAAUGUUGCCAUGUCGACCAGACUCAUCUGCCAUUAAUUGUUGGAGGCCAGCUUGAGAAUAAGGAAUCAGUCUCAUUAGUUGGCUGUGAGACAAGGUGCAUUGAAGGGUGAUUCAAUUUCUGGACAAGAUACAACUACCACAUGAGGGCAGUGUUGAUAACUUGUGGAGACUCUUGGCAGGAUUGUGUAUAUUGUAAUUUUUCCUGACAAAUGUAUCCCCGGGAACAUUUGCUUCUGAGUGUAGGCCAUAUUUCUGACUUGGUUUUGGCAAAUCAUUAACCUGAAAUGUCUCUAUUUAUGGUGUUGCAACUUGGAUAUCCACCAAUAUUCACAGGUCCUUAGCAGAGCAAACUACUACAAAGUGUUGAGGUAAAUAUUUGACAUGGAUUCUUGAGCCAAGGCAAUGCUUGGAAUUUUUUAAAUUAGUUAGAUAGGAAUAGUUCUCACAAGGGUGUCUCUGUCAAAUUGUAGGUAGUUACGAAAUACUUCAACAAAAUUUUGUUAAAAAUUCCCUGUUUAUAAGGUAUCAUGUACUAUUCUGUAUAUUACACAUAAAAUGUUGCAUACUACCGUGAGUUUUGUUUUUCUUAUAUUCAUUUUUUUUUCUAGUCAACUGAUUAAAUUCCUGAAGUCAUGCUGGUAUUAAUUCUAUUCGCAUUCUGAGGUAGCUUAUUGUACGCUGCUAC
Molecule: messenger RNA, 5438 nt
Organism: Theobroma umbraticum
Lineage: Eukaryota; Viridiplantae; Streptophyta; Magnoliopsida; Malvales; Malvaceae
Gene: HUA2
Product: Tudor/PWWP/MBT domain-containing protein
Source: RefSeq, a predicted model, not a curated record